Messenger RNA from Dromiciops gliroides (monito del monte), 7816 nucleotides. It is a transcript of the gene PLEKHG1, whose product is annotated as pleckstrin homology and RhoGEF domain containing G1. Gene Ontology annotation, molecular function: guanyl-nucleotide exchange factor activity. The coding region runs from base 298 to 4557 and encodes 1419 amino acids. The transcript has 17 exons. The record is from RefSeq and is a predicted model, not a curated record. NCBI's taxonomy places the organism in Eukaryota, Metazoa, Chordata, Mammalia, Microbiotheria, Microbiotheriidae.
GAGGAGACGAGCGCCCUGCCCUCCGUCCACUCCCCGCCCGGGAUACCUGCGGAGAGCCUGGGUGGCGGCCCUGGAUGCCGGCUCUGGGGCAUAGCCCCCGGUCCCCAGCGGAGGCUGCCUGGCUCCGGUAGAGGGAUUUAAGAGAUUGUUGUGGGAGAAGACUCUGAAAAUUCUUCAGUUUUACAAAAUGAGGACCAGUUGCCUCUUAAGGCUUCUCCAGCUGUGACAGAGGUUGCUGUUCCAAAGGCAGAUUUUCACCAAGAGAAAAGGCAUUUCUCCUACCGUGGACCAAAGACCAUGGAACUUUCAGACAGUGACCGGCCUGUGAGUUUCAGCUCCACAUCUUCUUCUGCCUCUUCCAGGGACAGCCACUGUUCCUUUGGCAGCAGGUUAACCUUAGCUUCCAAUGGCCAUUUGGGCUUGUGUAAUAACCAGGAUAAGGAAACAGGGGCUAUAAAGCUGGAGCUGAUGCCAACGAGGAGAUUCUCCAGCACUGAAGUGCGGAGGAAUCCUCCAGAGGAGAAACAGAACAUGGAAGAAAGCACUGAAAAGUGGCAGGGAGUGUUAAGGACAACUGAAGCAAAAGGAGCAAGUAAAAAUGGCGCUCUCUCCCUGGUUGCAGAAGUUACGACAAGUCCUAAACUUCUCUAUGUGGAUAGAGUAGUCCAAGAGAUCCUGGAGACAGAGAGGACCUACGUACAAGAUUUAAAAAGCAUUGUAAAGGAUUAUCUCGAUUGUAUCAAAGACCAAUCCAAGCUUUCUCUGGGGGCUGAAGAAAGAUCUGCCCUUUUUGGAAACAUACAAGAUAUCUACCGUUUCAACAGUGGACUUCUGCAAGAUUUGGAAAACUGCGAAAAUGAUCCUGUGGCCAUAGCAGAAUGUUUUGUAUCUAAGAGUGAAGAUUUUCAUAUUUAUACACAGUAUUGCACAAAUUAUCCAAGAUCAGUAGCUGUGCUAACAGAAUGCAUGCGGAACAAAAUGGUAGCCAAGUUCUUCAGAGAACGUCAAGAAACUCUCCAUCACUCCCUGCCUUUAGGAUCAUACCUUUUGAAGCCUGUUCAGCGGAUCCUCAAGUAUCAUCUGCUUUUACAUGAAAUAGAAAACCACCUGGACAAGGAGACUGAUGGCUAUGAUGUGGUGCUUGAGGCCAUAGACACAAUGCAGAGAGUAGCCUGGCACAUUAAUGACAUGAAGAGGAAACAUGAGCAUGCCAUCAGGCUACAGGAGAUACAAAGUUUGCUGACUAACUGGAAAGGACCAGACCUAACCAGCUAUGGGGAGCUGGUGUUGGAAGGCACAUUCCGCAUCCAGCGGGCUAAAAAUGAGCGAACAUUGUUCCUCUUUGACAGGCUGCUUCUGAUCACAAAGAAAAGAGAAGAAACUUUUACCUACAAAGCUCACAUACUGUGUGGCAACCUCAUGCUUGUGGAAAUGAUUCCCAAGGAACCACUUAGUUUUAGUGUCUUCCAUUAUAAGAAUCCCAAGCUUCAACACACAGUACAGGCUAAAUCCCAACAAGAUAAACGACUCUGGAUUCUCCACCUGAAGAGACUUAUCCUAGAAAAUCAUGCAGCUAAAAUUCCAGCUAAGGCCAAGCAAGCAAUUCUGGAAAUGGAUGCUGUUCAUCAUCCAGGAUUCUAUUACAGUCCUGAGAAAGAAAUGAAGGCAUUUUCCACUUCGAAAGAAGGCACUGCUCCCCAUCGCCUGAGAAGAAAAUCUGAACCUUCCUCUAGAGUGCACAAAGUUUUGAAAUCCAGUGAAACAGCACAAGAUAUACAAAAGAUUUCCAAUGAUGAAGAAGGCUCUUCAUCGCUAAUAACAGACCUUCCACGUUCUACAUCAGCUGGAAAUCCCCCAACACAGCGGACCUCUCAGCAAAACAAUCCAGUCAUUUUGAAUGUCCUGGGAGGUGGUGGUGCUGGUGUGAGGAACAUCUGGACUGACCACCAGAUCAGGCAAGCCCUAUUUCCCAGUAGACGCUCAACUCAAGAGAAUGAGGAGGAUGAAGAUGAUUACCAUAUGUUUUUGCCAUCAUUAUCUUCAUCUGAUUUGCAUUCCACCAGGCUUUGUGAGGAGAGUAAUGGCUCAAGUCGACCCUGUAGUUGGCAUUUGGGACAGAUGCAAUCCAGAGAUCCAGGGAUCACCAGUACUGGCCACAGGAUUGUCAGGCGGGCCAGCAGUGCUGGUGAAAGCAAUACUUGUCUACCAGAAGCACGCAAUAGAGACAGUGAAAAUGGUCAGCAUGCUUCACGGAGGGACAUAGAGAGAGGUUCUAGAACAGAAAGUGAUGGGAAGGCUUACUUUGAUACAGAGUUGACCCUUCCUGACAUAGACCAUGUCUAUGAUAAUAUAAGUUAUGAAGAUUUAAAGCGGAUGGGUUUUACCAAAAGGGAUGCACCUCAAUAUAUUCCCCAGAGAUCAAACAUGGAUUCUGUGCAAGGGGUACGUCAUCAAAGUAGCCCAGACUUAUUAGCCUUCCCCCAGAAGCAAGAAGGUCAAGAUAAUGUCACUAUGCCUGAAAAGAGAGAUGGCACCCUAUCCAGUAGAGAUGCCUCCAACUUAAGCUCACAUGAGCCCAGCAUCACUGAGGAAAAUAUAUAUGACACUAUACAGCUCCCAGAUCCACCAAUACUAGAUUUUAAAUGCAACUAUCUGAAAUGUGCAAAGCGGAGCAGCUUUUUAGGACUGGAGACAGACUUUGCCUGUUGUGACAGUUUGCGACCAUUUGUUUCUGAAGAGAGCCUCCAGUUCAGUGAAGAUGAAACACCUUACCGUCAUGGUCCCUUGGAGAAUGAUUACUUAAGUUUACUGUACAGUUCUUCUAACUCCGAUUCACUAUCUCACAAGUCUGUAGCCGAUAAACUGUCAGAAGAAGUAGAUGAAAUUUGGAAUGACUUGGAAAACUACAUUAAGAAAAAUGAAGAGAAAACAAGGGACCGCCUCCUUGCCGCCUUUCCUGUUAGUAAAGAUGAUGUCCAAGAAAGGUUGCAUGUUGGAAGCACACCUGAACUCAGUAAAGAUGUAGACUAUGCAAUAUCUACUCUCUCCCUGCCAGAAAACCCUGUUUUCCUUAAGCCUGUAAAAAAUAAAGCUAUGAGAUUAAGCAGGCCCAACCUCCCUUUUGAAGAAGAAACACUUUACAAAGAAAGCUCUUUGAUGAAUCUUAAUAGACUUUCUCUAGCCAGUGAAAUGCCUUCUAUAGAAAGCCCUUGUGAAUCAAUUAAUAGCAGUUUUUCCCAUGCAGACCCUGAGGGUGCUGACCUAAGAAUGAACAGUGCAGAUAAAACAAAAAGCAGAGUUUUUCUAAUGGCGAGACAAUACAGUCAGAAGAUUAAGAGGACUAAUCAGCUUUUAAAAGUGAAAGGUCCAGAGGGGGAACAAACAACCAGUCAGCCACAUAAGUCAAGACACAAAGAUCUUGCUGCCAUAUUGGAAGAGAAGAAGCAAGGAGGGCCUGCCAUUGGUGCCAGAAUUGCUGAAUAUUCCCAACUCUAUGAUCAGAUUGUAUUCAGAGGGACACCCCUUAAAACAAAGAAGGAUGGCUGGGCCAGUCCUGGAGAAUCCCCAAUCCUCCGUUCUUCAUCACCACCACCUCUAUCUCUUUCCCAUUCUCAGCUUGACAAUGAGUGCCCUCAAGCAGAAGACUGGCUUUUACACUCUACGUACAGUAAUGGAGAAUUAGCAGAUUUCCGUGCCUGGUCUCAUGAAGAUACCAAGUCAAGAUACUCCUCUUCAGAGAUAAAUGCCAAAAGUACUCCACGGCAGUUGCCAACAGCUUGUUCCGUGCCUUCACUUCAAACAUCUACCCCCCUGCAAGUUCCUGCACAAAGACGGAGUGUUGUAAUAAACCAGCCUAAUAAAGACAAUUUACGUCACAUCCAUGUUUAUAAUUCUUUGGGCAGGAAAGGAACAAGUACUAAAUCCCAGUCAUAUAGCUGGUCCCAAUCCAGUUCUUCAAUUGUGCUAAACAAAUUAGUGGACUCUAUCAGCUACCCAAAUGACAUGGGAAAGAAACAGCAGCCCUCUUCACACAGAAGCUCAAGGUGUGAUAGUCAACAGGAUUUGUUACGAGGUACUGCUGUCUCAGGUCAGCAAGGUACUGAAAAAUGCUCUGAUGUGACUCUCCAAGAUUCACAGAAGGUUCUGGUAGUGAAUAAAAAUUUACCAUUAAAUGCCCAGAUAGCCACACAGAACUAUUUUUCCAAUUUCAAAGAGGUAGAAGGAGAUGAAGAUGAUUAUGUAGAGAUAAAAUCAGAAGAGGAUGAAUCAGACCUAGAGAUGGCCCAGAAUCAUACCCGGAAAUCUGACCCAAAGAUUCAGGAUGAUGAGCUGCCUGAUGAUCACCCUAGCAACAUCACCUCUUAUUCUUUAAGCAGCCCUUGUGCUUCUUCCACAAAACCAGCCAACAACAAACUUAACCUUUCACCUUACCUAACAUAUGGCGACUCUGACAAACUGAAUGACUACCUGUGGAGUAAUUCCUCACCCAAUCAGCAGAACAUUGUCCAGGCUCUAAGGGAAAAAUUUCAAUGUCUCAGCUCAAGCAGUUUUGCCUGAAGUACUUCAUAGCUUUUGACUGUACUGUCUUUUUACAAUACACAUGUACUAUAAAUACUAAUGACAUGUUUCAAUGUAGUGUUCACACAGCAAUAUGAAACUGUAGAUGUAUUAAGAUAUGGCACAUUAUGUUGAAAAGAUUGACACAGACAGGACUAGUAGCAAAUAUUAACAUCUAGUGGUAUAUUUUAUGAGGAUGGUUGAUUUCUCCUAAGUCAAUUUUACUUAAACAUCCUUAGCUUAUUCUUAUUAUUUUCCAUUUUCACCUCACAGUUUGGUCUUUUUGAUGGUCUGACCACUUUCUUCCAUAUCUUAACAGUACUGUCCAGACUUUAAGAAAUUUAGCCCUUCUGUGCAACAAUAUGUGGAAUUGGGUGGCAGUUAUUAUCACAGGAAGCAGAGCAAGCACCAUUAAAGAUUUUAAAAGGAUGUUAGGUUAAGAGUCAAGACCUUCAAGGAUAACAUAAUCUAAAGGAUAUCUAGGUCAAUUUGAUAUCUGCCGUAAAUUAUCAUCACUAUUACAUUUCUCAAUGCUUGACAAGACUUUCUAUUGAAAUAGCCUUUUUUAGGGGGUAGUGUAAUGUGUUGUUGUCCACUUUUUGGUUUCUGCCAGGAGCUCAGAUAAGUUGCUAAUUAGUAUGUAAAAAAUUAUAUCACCACAAGGAAUUAGAUGGCCCAGGACCAAAACAUUAGAAGGAAAAAGAAAAUCUACUCUGGGAUUUUUACAUAGGUAGAUUCUUUCACAAUCACCACUUCUGCUAUUUGAAAACAAGGCCUUGAGAAUAUGAUCGAUAUUCACAUUGCUGAUUUUAUGAUUACUUAAAUAUACUCAUUCCUUCAUUGGCCUGAAGGAAAAUCCAACUCUGUCAAAAUUCAGAUUGGAUUAGGUAUUUGAGAUGACAUGAUAUUAGGAAUAGUUUAUUUUCCAUUAGCGUAAGUUGAAUAAAAAUUGUUUUCUUAAACAUGUUGAAGUACAUUUCACGUGCAAAAAAUAGAUUACUUAUUCUUACAUAUAACCAAGGCAUUUUUAAAACUUGCCUCCUCUUCCCCAAAGAUUUCUAUUUCAGAGGUCAUUCUCCUAGAUGCAUCCUCAUGAAUAUGGGACUUGACUGAAAACAUUUCUCAGGAGUUACUAGUGACUUGGGAAUGCCACUUGAUUUUCUUUUCAUGUAGUAUGUGUUUGUGUCUAUACACAUACAAAUCUAUGUUAAAGAUAUUUACAAAGAGAAACACGUUACAAAAUUCUCUUUGCCACUUUUGCCAACUGACAUCUUAACCUUGCAUUGCUCUUACUCUAUCUAAAAAGCAAUGUACCAUAGUACUGUAUAAAGACACCAAAUACAUGAGACCUCAUAAGGCCUGUUUUCACCGUUUAUUUGGGAAACUUUUUUAAAUUGGUAAAUGUGGUAGAUUUGUUUAAUUUUUAUUUGAAGAGAUCCUACUUAAUCACAAGAUUCAAUGAAUGAAAUAUGAAAUCAAAAGAACUUAUGCAGAAACAAGAUGGAUUUUCAAAAUUUGGACUUCAAAGUCUUGUCUGAAGCAGUUAUAGAUGUUUACUUCCUCUGCACCCCUACCCCCACCCCACCAACUACAUUUUUCCAUUUGGACAGGCAAAUAUAAUUGUGUGUGAUAUUUAGGGUCAUCUAUGCUGUCUUCAUUAAAAUGAGUGAAACUAAAACAAAGUACAAAAUCAAGGUGGCAUCUUACUUGUAAUUCCUUUUCUGUGUUGAAUCCAAUGCCUUGUUUCCUUAAAUGCAAAAGAUACCAUGUGAUUUGCUUUAUUAGUGAUGAAUGAAUUGGGACACUUUUAAAAACAACAACAUACUUCACUCUUCAAAUCAAGUCUGCUCUUUUUCUUCACCCAAAAUGUUCGGGGGGUGGGGGUAUUGAUGUGAUACUGGACCCUCCACUCUCUUGAUAACUUUAAAAAAUGCAGUAUCCUGAGUUUCGGGAUCAAGUUGUUUCUGGAGGUUUGGGGGAGAAGAGCCACAAAUAUCUCAUACUUCUUGACUUCAUAGAAGUCUUAAAAACAGCAUACUCAUUCAGUGCCCUUGGGUAACAAAAAGCUACUUGAAUAUUAAUAUGUCUGGAAUGUAGUUGACUCCAUUUUUUUGUGAUUGACAGGAAUUGAAUUCUUGAAAAUAAUGAACUGAUCAUUUUUCAUUUUAUAAAAAUGAUUCCUCAAAUUAAUGCCGCUUUGCUAAUUGCAUGCUUUUGGUGUCUACUAUUGAAAAUAUAAGACUCCCCCCCCACCACACCCUACAAAUGACAGCUUUAAAAUAGCUCCCUUUAUUGUAUAAAGUGUAUAUGUACAUAUCAUUGUAUUUACAUGUUUAGGCAAAGCUGUAUUUUAUGUCUUCAAAUGAAUUCUUUUUAUUAGGGUGCAGAUUUUGAGGACUGUGUAUAUACCCGUAUUAUGAAUUUGAUGCUACAAGUCAUCAGUUCUAUGCUUUAACUUAGUCUUAAAAUGGCCAGGAAUAUGUUGUAUAGCUGUAUAAUCUCCCAAAAAACCAAAAGUUCUGUGCAUUUUAGAAAUAUGAUUUUCUGUCUUAUUCAAUCCCUGUAUUGGAUACUCAACUUAAAAAAAUUCAUUUUUUCACUUAUUAGAAUACUACCUAUGGAAAUUGUCUCUAGUAAAACAGUUUAAAAUAGUGUAUAUAAGAUAAUGAACCCUAGCAAUGCCCAUUAUUUAAUAAAGUUUGUAAAGUAUAAAGUAAAUUAUAGUGUGAAUCAAUGUGUAUUAACUAAAAAAUUCAGAUUUUCCCUUUUAACUGCCCUUAACUACAAGAGUCAAUAACUUCACAUCUCAUGAAUUGACUAAUAGAAAAUUUGAUGAGGGUCAGAAUAGAUUACAGGUUUUCCAGUGGGUCAGUUCAUGUCAUUUUCUAUAUAAUUGGAAUGAAAUAUGUUGAGUUGUUUGGGGAGUGGGGUCCAGUGGGUGGCUGAAUUAGCCUAGAAACAACACUAGUUACUCAUCCCCCCCCCCAAAAUGAAGCAACUUUGAACUAUCUGAUUAUUGAUUUUUUUUUUCAAAUGUGCAAAACAAUGUCCAGGGCCAAUUAGUGUCAUAUUGAUUGCAAUCUUAAUUUUAUCUGAUGUUCACUGAGAAGAGAAACAGGAUUGUCAAAAUGUUACAUUAAGAGUAACGGAAUAUGUAGCUUAAAGUCAAUUCCAUUCUCGAAUAUAAAUUUAUCCAGAUUAUACUUAAAGUACAUGUUCCUUAACUGUGUGUGUGUGUCGGGGGGGGGGGGGGGGGGAU